Eublepharis macularius is the source of this 824-nucleotide messenger RNA. It is a transcript of the gene DYNLT4, whose product is annotated as dynein light chain Tctex-type 4. Gene Ontology annotation, biological process: microtubule-based movement. The transcript has 2 exons. The record is from RefSeq and is a predicted model, not a curated record. Gene Ontology annotation, molecular function: dynein intermediate chain binding. Bases 110 to 817 code for a protein of 235 amino acids. Lineage: Eukaryota; Metazoa; Chordata; Lepidosauria; Squamata; Eublepharidae. Gene Ontology annotation, cellular component: cytoplasmic dynein complex; cytoplasm.
UAUUUAAAAGCUCUGCAUUUGAUCUCCAGCUCACGGAUCCAGCAGAAUUCCCUUUCCAGUGAGCCCACUGCCUCUGUGUACAGCUGCAUUGGGACCAGAGAACUUGGGAAUGGCAGACUGGCCUCUGGCCCUAUCCCAGGAAACUAUGGCCCAGUUCAACCAGGUAAAGACUUCAGAGGACAUAGAAUCUACAUGUCUGAAGACAGGGUCUACACCUACCCACCGAAACUCUCAGUCCACAGACAUGGCACCCAGACCACUGUUGCAUCUGCAGGGUAUUGAAGAAGGGAAGGCCCCUGUCCCACCAUCUCGGAGAAGUUCCAUCAUGAGCAUCCUCAAUGCUCCCUUUCCCAGCAGGAGAAACUCACUAGCUACCGGAGGCAGGCGCCUUUCCUGGAUGCACUUUGGCCGAGUGAGUUUCUCUGGGCUACCACUCUUUGAACCCAUCCAGGAAACGUACUAUGAAAACACUUACAAGACCCAGCCAGACGAGGGGUGCCGGUUUAAUGUUUUUCAAACCCAGCAGGUUCUUGAAUCUAUUCUAGCCAGCUACUUUGGUGAUGCCAAGUACAAUCCUGCAAAUAGUGGCCAGUUGGCCCAAAAUUUGUCAGAUCUCAUCCGGAACAGAGUCAAAGAACUGACCCCACCUCGAUAUAAGCUGGUAUGUAAUGUCUUUCUGGGACAACAGGCCAACCAAGGUCUGCAGAUUGCCAGUCGGUCCCUCUGGGAUGUAGAGAAUGACAACUUUGCCUCUGCCAUAUUUACUAAUUCUUACCUUUUUGCUGUGGCCACAGUACAUGGAGUGUAUUUUGAGUAAGCCAUGU